Messenger RNA from Microbotryum saponariae, 1963 nucleotides. The record is from the annotation of a GenBank genome assembly. Lineage: Eukaryota; Fungi; Basidiomycota; Microbotryomycetes; Microbotryales; Microbotryaceae.
AUGUCAAAUGUAGGCCAUUGAGAAAAUCGAUCUCGAUCUCGGCUUGGAUGGUGCUGACUUGUACCUCGCUUCUCCUCUCCGGUCGAUCACCUCGUUCGUUGGUUGGCUCCCGUCGUCGCUGACCUCCAUCGCCGGUGACCUCAUCGCCACCGCCACGUGAUCCGUACACGCUUCUGCCCGACUCUACCCGGCGACACAUUUCCGCCCUCGCAACUUGCGCACACAGACAUACUCCAACCCGGUCCAGAAACGUCGCCGUGAACCCCAGCAGCAACAUGGGCUGCACCUCCCCUCCGCCUCGUCGCUGCUGCUCAGGUCCCUCCAGUUCGGUACCGCGCUCGUGCUCGCGCUCGUGCUCGCCCUGGGAGCCUACAUCACCUUCUACCAGACCGUGCGCAUCAAGGAUCUCGGAGGACGACACCGUGUAGAUCUACAGUACGGCCACUACAGGACCCCGUACGCCUCGAUUCAACUUCCCCCCGGCAAGUACGAUCAAUCGACUCAGCCUUACGAUGUGCAGCUCGAACUGGUCGUGCCCUUGACCCCGAGGAACCUCGCUAUCGGCAAUUUCAUGGUCUCGCUCGAACUACGCGCUCAAGAUGGAGCGACCCUGAUCAACGUCUCCAGACCGGUUAGUCCCGCGCUAUCCGGAAACUCCCCGAUUCGUUCACCGAAACUGACGACUCGAGUUCGAUCCGGCAGGCCUCGCUCCGACAACCCGAUUCGUCCUUCUUCUCCACAUCGCUGCCCCACGUACCCCUGCCCGAACCUUCGACCUCGCUCCUCUUCAAGCCCUUCAAAUGGGCCAUCUACUUGAUCCCCAACCCCUUUGCCUGGAUACUCCGUCGUGGCAUCUCCGAGCAAUCGAAAAAUAACAAGAAAUUUCAGCCGCUCGAGACCGAGCACGUCAUCGUGCCUCUUGUAUCCCAUUCGGCCCUUCGCCCUCAUCGAUCCACCUUCCGAACCGUCGCAAUCGAGGUUGGAAGGAGGGAUGCCCAUCUCCAAAAGGGCGAGUGCCGUACCAAUUUCGGGCAAGCAGCCAAGUGGGACGCCGAGGGCGAGCUGCACGUCUACGAGAGCUGGUUGGGUCUGCAAGCCCAUCUGACCGGAUUGAGGUGAGUCGCGUACGACUGAAGUCCAAGUCAAUCUUGACCUAUCGCUGAACUUUGACUUGAAUUUGCAUACGCAGGUACCUCCUGCACUACCACCCCUACCUCUCGUUCCUCACCUUCUUCCCGCUCUUUCUCUUUGUCGAGCUCUCGAUCGCGUUCCUCGUCUGGAUCGGAUUCGUCAUCUCCAAGGAUCCAUCCAAGUCGACUACUUCGAUCGGGGGCAAGAGGCCACCCCCACCUCCGGGUCCCGCGUCGAGGUUGUACGAUACGACCGAGGCUGAGGAUAGUAAAGUAGGAAUCAAGCACGAGCACGACGAUGACGAGGACCUUAUGGCGGCGACGGACGAUGGGUCCAUAACGCCUAGUGCGACGGUGAGUCUCACUCCUAGCGGGAGUGGGAACGGCACCUCGUACGGUGAGGGAGAAGACGAGGGCGAUCGAUCGAGUCGCUUCGACACGGCGAGGAGGGUGGGGAUGGUCGAUAUUUCGGGCUCGAGUCAGAGGGACGAGGAGGAGAGCUUUGGCAAUGGGACCGAGGAUGGGUUGGAGAGUGCUAGCCAGGUUGGGGUCAGGGUGGGAGGAGGGGAGGUGGGACAAGGAAUCAAGAGUGAGGAGGGGGAUGAUAUGGUUACGCUCGGUGGGGUGAGUCUUCGCUGAAUCGCUCUGAGCUCUCCGACCCGGCUUCGUCGGCUAAUUCAGCUCUUUCACCUCUUUAGAGUGAAACCACACGAGCGACGGGCACCAGUUUCGGUCCUUCCCUCGCGGCGACCAGUGCAACAACGGCGACGGAGACCAGUUCGAGUCGCGUUAGGAGUAGGCUGGGUGGGGUUGCCAAAGAGGAGGACGAUUGA